Gryllus bimaculatus (two-spotted cricket) is the source of this 510-nucleotide messenger RNA. Lineage: Eukaryota; Metazoa; Arthropoda; Insecta; Orthoptera; Gryllidae. The record is from the annotation of a GenBank genome assembly.
AUGUCGACGCAGGACAGCGUCAUGACGGUUGCGAAUGCCUUUCUGUCGCAGGCGUGGGAUGAGGAAGUGGCGUCCGUUGCGCAGCGAUGGGCAGACCAGUGCAACUACAGCCACGACUCCUGCCGAAACGUGCCGGACACCUACGUGGGACAGAACAUCUACCAGCGAAGCCAGUACCCAGUAUCUGCCAUGAAUGACAGAGGCAACUGGUCGGAGCCAAUUUACGCUUGGUACGAUGAGGUGGCGCUAAUGGCGGCGAGCCAGGUCAGCAGCUACCAGAACAGAGAAGAUAUCGGCCACUACACUCAGACGGUGUGGGCCUCAACGAACCGCAUCGGCUGCGGCUACACGUUCUACCAAGACGGCGACUGGGGCAAGAAGUACUACGUCUGCAACUACGCGCCCGGAGGCAACUAUGUCGGCCAACCCUUGUAUCAAGUGGGCAGCCCUCGCAGCGCCUGUCCAGCCAGCAGCGGAGACACCGGAACACCGGACCCUGCAUACCCAGGG